AAAGGGGUGUUUUCAUCUUUGGCUGUAAUCAAGCAUCUCCUCAGAGGAAAUCCCCGUAUCACCUCGCAUACCAGCCUACAUUAUCUGCUCACCAAUGUCCGUCAACUCCACUAUGAACGCACUCGCCAACAUCUUGAAGCCUGAAGGUGGUCCUAUGGAUCUCGAGACGAUUCAGAAGACCGAAGAACAGAAAGAGGAGGAGAGAAAGGCUUACGAGGCCAGGAUCGAAGCGACAAAGGUUCCGACGCCGGACGAGUUGGCUGCCAGGGCUGCCGAAGUCACCGCCAGGAUGACCGACUUCAACUGCGACUUUCAUCCUGACGAACGCGCCAAGUUCGAAAUGCGACAAGUCUCCUUCAAACUGUUCAACGCGCUCGUCCUCUCGCUUCCCGAGAAGAUCGACCAGGAAGACCCCGUCUGGCAGAGGAAGACCAAGGAAUUCUUGGUGGCCUUGUACUGGCCGAUAUUGGGAGUGAGACUAGGAAGAUCGAAGAUACAUCAUCCCGUUCAGUUUGUUACCAUGUCGCUGGAGGGAAGUUAUGUAUUCGGUCGGUGUAUCUUGCAAAUCGACAUCCCAGCGCUAGACUAUCGCACUGUCGGUCAAGAUGCAGCCUCGAAGUGCAGUAUCUCCUGCAGUCGUUAUAUCGAUCCCCACAUCAGCGCUCCGGAUCCGACUAAGGCAUGGCUUGAAACAGAUGUACAUA
Messenger RNA from Filobasidium floriforme, 704 nucleotides. RefSeq lists its product as uncharacterized. The annotation marks the transcript as partial. The record is from RefSeq and is a predicted model, not a curated record. The transcript is spliced from 3 exons. NCBI's taxonomy places the organism in Eukaryota, Fungi, Basidiomycota, Tremellomycetes, Filobasidiales, Filobasidiaceae.